Salvia hispanica is the source of this 1434-nucleotide messenger RNA. Its product is annotated as protein CDI-like. The record is from RefSeq and is a predicted model, not a curated record. Lineage: Eukaryota; Viridiplantae; Streptophyta; Magnoliopsida; Lamiales; Lamiaceae.
UCUCCGCAAUCACUGAACCGACAUUCUCUGGUGGUGAAGAAAUGCUAAAACGCGCAAUUCCUCUUCCCUCCGUUAUUGCACUUGAAUUUUUGUGAUCCUAAUCAAAGAAAACGACAUUGCUUCCUACCAGGAAACCUCUUCUCCGCGUCGCAUUUCCCAAUUAACUCUUUCACAACUCCUCAUUACAUUACACAUAUGCUGCAUUCGCCUAUUUCCCCCUCAUCCCAGAUCUGCUGAGCUAGCUUUUGCACUUUCUGGCUGGAACCCAUGGCGGAUUUGCAUCCCUCCAACGGCGUCGAGGUACAUAAUUCCGAUCCUGCCUCCAAUGGGAAUGCGAAGGGUUUCAAGAUUUUUGUAGGGUAUGAUCCUAGGGAAGACAUUGCUUAUGAGGUGUGCCGUUAUUCUUUGUUGAAGAGGGCUUCGAUCCCAAUUGAGAUCUCCCCAGUUAAGCAAUCUGAGCUGCGUGAAAAGGGGGUUUAUUGGCGUGAGAGGGGGAAAUUGGAGAGCACCGAGUUCUCGUUUUCGCGGUUCUUGACGCCUUAUCUAGCCAAUUAUGAGGGAUGGGCCAUGUUUAUGGAUUGUGAUUUCUUGUACUUGGAUGAUAUCAAGAAGCUAGUGGAGUUGAUUGAUGAUAAGUACGCGAUAAUGUGCGUGCAGCACGACUACACGCCUAAGGAGACCACGAAGAUGGAUGGUGCAGUGCAGACUGUGUAUCCUAGGAAGAAUUGGUCUUCAAUGGUAUUGUACAAUUGUGGUCACCCCAAGAAUAGGAGCUUAACCCCUGAGAUAGUGAAUAAUGAGACGGGGGCGUUUCUCCAUAGGUUUCAGUGGCUGGAGGAUGAUGAGAUUGGGGAGAUCCCGUUUGUGUGGAACUUCCUUGUAGGCCACAACAAGGUUGUUGAGGGCGAUGAGAGCACGUUGCCUAAGGCCAUACAUUACACGCUUGGUGGGCCGUGGUUUAAGGAGUGGAAGGAUUGUGAGUUUGGUGAUCUUUGGCUGAGUGAAUUGGAGGAGUACCAGACGGGCGCUGUGAGGAAGGGAGAUUAAGAGAGUGCAUAGACGAGUUUGUUCCUUUCGCCAUUGGGUUUGAUGACUUGAUCAUGUUUUGCUAGAUGAUUAUGUCAAGUGGUGGAGGUGAUGAUGUUUUGUAUUAUGUUGCUAUAUAGUUGCAUCUCCUUGUAGAUGUAUUCUUUCCCCUUUGUUUGUUGGUGGUAUAAAAUCUGAGAUUUCUUUAGAUCAAAGAGCAUUUUUUUUAUCUGAUGGUGAUUAGUACUUGGACAAUAAAAGAAGAGAAGAAGAGAGUGUAAAAGAUGCGUUUCGAGCACGAUAUUGGUCGUGUGAUGUUGUUUUCAUUAGCUAUAGUUUGCCUCAUUGUAUUACAGUAUGUGUAUGUCUCUGUAUUACUGCAUCAAUAAUAUCUGACAUUAAUCUGCA